UGUGCCCAGCCCCUCUGUGCCAUCACUGGAGGUUGAAUCCAGUGUUCAGGAUGCCAUGACAGGAGCACAUCCCAGCCUCCACAAACCCUGUGGGUGACAGCCUGGGAACAGGGUGCUGGUGGAUGUGUGAGCAUCAGAAACUGGGCAGGAGAGUCUGGACUGCUCAGGGAUGCAGCCUGGGCUGACCCAGUGGGGACCCCAGGACUCGCCCCCUUGGGAGCCUCCAUCAGGCACAGAAUCUGCCUGAUCCCAAAGGCCAAGUGCUGCAAUCCACGUUCUUCAGCCCCAGGUGGUGGAGCCCAGCCGGUGAACACUGCCACAGCCUCACAAACAGGGAGUUGUGGGCAGCAUCAGCAGGGUUUGGGGAUCAUCCUGCCUGGAGGGACACACCCACCCCCUCCUUCUGCUGCUGAGAGCUCCAUGAGGAGCAGAGGGAAGCUGAGACCCCUCCAGCUUCACCUGGGGGAGUGCAGAUGAGUUUGUGUGUUAAUUGGGAGCAGCUGGAACAGAGCCACAGCCUCCCCUGGGAAAGCAGAUAAAAGCCAGGCCUUGGCUGGGCCUUGGUGCUCUCUUCUGCUGGGUGCUGCUGGGUGAGGGGUGCUGCUGGUCCUGGCUCUCCUUGGGGAGGUUUCUGGGGAUGAGGGAAUGUCUGAGCCCUGUGCUGGUUACAGCCCUGUGCUGCCCUGGGAGCUUCCCAGGAGGUGCUGAGGCUUGGCAGAGGCUUUCCUGAGCUGGGAGCCUGCUGGGGACAAGGGAGGGGGGUUUUAAUGAGGAGCUCCUGGGAUGGGAAGUGUGGGAAUGGGCCUGGCACUGGGAUGUGGGAGUGCAGAGAGCCAGCCUAAAUCUCCUGCUGUCCCUCUCCACAGCUGAGCUCUCGCCGUGGCCUCUGCCGACAGGAGCCGAGGGCUCGGAGCGCCGAGCCCCCCAGGCGCCGCUGCUGCCCUGCAGGCAGGAACGAUGCUCCGUGCGGAGAGGGGAGGGGCUGCGGGCCCAGCCCCGUGUCCUGCUGCCCGCGGGGCUGUCCCUGCCCGCAGCCUGUGCUGCAGAGCCUUGCUGCUGCUGGCCGUGUGUGUGCGUGCCACUGCUGUCCCCUACGGCCUGGGCGCUCUGCCUGCUGUCACCUGGGGUCCCCCGGGCUCAGCAGCCUCCCAGCGAGGGGUGGGUGACACUCUGGGGACAGCGUGUGGGGACCUCCUCUCCUCGGGCUGCUCCCCAGGGAUGCAGGGAGUAGUGUCCCCUGGAGCAGGUGCUGGGGGACAGAGGCUGGGGACACGGACUGCAGCCACACGGACAUCUGGGACCUCCCUGCAGGGGCAGCCUGGCUGUGGGCACAGGGAAGGGCUCAGGCUGGCCACAGCAAUGGCUGUCACGCUGUCCCCCACACCGUGGCCUGGCAAGAGGGUGCCUGUUGCCUCAGCUCAGCUCCUCCAGCCUGAGGGUCCCAGCCCUGCAGGUCCCACCGUGGCUGGGAUGGGCUCCACAGCCCCUGGUGUCAUCCCAGAGCUUGGACAGAUGUUUGUGACAGAAGAAUCCAGGCCCAGCCAGCCCAGGACAGCAUCAGUGGGACCUGUUCCCACUGCAGCAGGACCUCCAGGGCCCAGCCCUGCCAGCCCGGGCUCUGUGCCUCCCCCCUGCUCCACAAAGGCAGCUCUGCAGCGUGCCUCUGAGCCUGGCCACCACACUGCCACCAGCAGCACUGUGACAUCUCCGUGCUGCCUGCUGCCCUCUCCUGGAGCUGGGCAUGCAGCCAGCUCCCUGCUCAGCUCCCAGAGCCUGGCUGCGCCCUCAGCACUGACCCUCCGUGCCCACGCCGUGUCCAGCGGCUCCAGCACUUCCCAGAACUCCUCCACAGGCACGGAGCAGCUCCCUGCAGCCACCAGAGCAGCCUCCAGCCCAGCUGAGCUGAUGACAAAGGGCAGGCCUGGCUCCACAGGGAGGAAACCCCCUGCAUCCCACCCCUCCAGCCUGCCCUUGCCCUCCCAGCCUGUGCACGUGCUGCCCUUGCAAUUCCGGCUGCUGGGCAUCGCUUACGGCCCGGCUCUGGGCAGCAGGAAUUCCGAGAGCUACCGGCAGCUGGAGGGAGAUGUGACACUGAUGCUCAACCAGAUGCUGUCCAGCUAUGAGAGCUUCCUGCAGGCCAAUGUCCUGGAGUUCAUGAAUGGCUCAGUGGUGGUGCGAGGGCAGGUUCUGUUCUGGGGGGAUGCUCCUGCUCCCUCCAACUCCCACCUCAUCCGGACAGUCAUCACAGAGGCCAGCAAGGGAAGGAGCAUCUUCAGCUGGCAGCUGGAGCCCCAGUCUGUCCAGUCUGCUGGCUUCAGCCUGGAGAACCUGGACCCGGAGAAGCUGUCCAUCUCCCUCACUGGCUCCCAGCUUGGCGUGGGCAGCAUGGAGAGGCUGGUCAGAGAGGUAACUGCAGCUGUCAGUGCCCUCUACCACGUGAGGAACUUCACCAUCUCCCAGCUCAGGAAGCUGGGUGGGAACACGGAGAUCACUGGAGACCUGUACCUAGACACAGUUGUCCAUGCUGACGUUACAGAGGUUCUGGAAGCCCUGACUGCACUCUCAGGCCUCUCCGUGGCCCUGAGCUCCCUCUCGGUGGAGGGGUCCCAGCUCGGGCUGCACGUGUACCCUCUGUCCUUCGUCGUCACCAACAGAGCCUUCAGCCAGAAGCUUCAGGAUCCACUCUCUGCAGAGCACCACGAUCUCUCCAGGCACCUUGGUGAUGCGGUGGCGAGAGCCCUGAGGGAUUACCCAUCCUUCCUGACAGCCAUCAUCAAAGAAUUCCUGCCUGGCUCCUUGAUCUGCCAUGGGAACAUGAUCUUCCGCCGCCCCGCUCCAACCAGCGUGCAAGUGCUGCGGGCACUCGUGCGCUCGGUGGGGCCAGACCAGGCUCUGGCUGGCUCUGCCAUCCACGUGGAUCCAUCCUCUCUCUCUGUGGGAGAGGACACCCUGGAGCCUGCCAGGCCCCAGCCGGGCUUCCCAGCCUACGGAGUGGCCUUGGUGGUCAUCGGUGGCCUCUGCAUCGUGGCUGCGCCCGUCGUGCUUGUGUGCCUGGGCACCAAGAGGCUGGGCUGGCAGGCUGGAGGAGCCCUUUGGGACAGAAGAGACCCUGAAGUGGGCAUCCAGACGUUGGAAAUGGAGAACCAGGGCUUCUGGACAGAGGACCCUGGGGAUGGUCACUUGGUGUGCCAAAGCACUUCUGCCUGAGGAGAGAAGCAGCAGCUGGGGGGAGCCUGGACAAGGGCUGUGGGUGGGAAGGAGAUGCUGAGAAGCUCUCCCUGAUCCUGUGGCAGCAGCUGCCAGGUGCUCCCUGUGCAGAAUCCAGACUCAGGUGUGUCAAGGAACCAUUUUGUACCUGAAAUAAACUGUUUGUAGACCGUGAAA
Messenger RNA from Haemorhous mexicanus (house finch), 3384 nucleotides. RefSeq names its product mucin-1-like. The coding region runs from base 958 to 3207 and encodes 749 amino acids. The transcript has 12 exons. The record is from RefSeq and is a predicted model, not a curated record. NCBI's taxonomy places the organism in Eukaryota, Metazoa, Chordata, Aves, Passeriformes, Fringillidae. Gene Ontology annotation, biological process: visual perception.